Messenger RNA from Hydractinia symbiolongicarpus, 741 nucleotides. Its product is annotated as ubiquinol-cytochrome-c reductase complex assembly factor 2-like. The transcript is spliced from 4 exons. NCBI's taxonomy places the organism in Eukaryota, Metazoa, Cnidaria, Hydrozoa, Anthoathecata, Hydractiniidae. The record is from RefSeq and is a predicted model, not a curated record. The coding region runs from base 60 to 452 and encodes 130 amino acids. Gene Ontology annotation, biological process: mitochondrial respiratory chain complex III assembly. Gene Ontology annotation, cellular component: mitochondrial matrix.
CUGUCCUGGUUGUAAACAGGCCGUUUUCGCAAUCUGGACGACGCUGCUUUCCUUGCAACAUGACUGGCAUUGCAAAGGAGGGUUUGGGGAAAAUUUACAAAGAUUUUCUUAGAGUUUGUGAGAAGUGGCCUAUUGACAAAACCAGAUCAGGUCGAGAUUUCGGCGAACAUCUUAGAAUAAAUUUUGAUACUAGAUUGAAAAACGAGAAAGUUGACCACAAUGAAGCAAAACGAACUGUCGAUGCGUUGAUGAAAAUCAGUACAAAUUAUUACAGAGACAAGUAUCCUCGUGUCAAUAACACAGCGUACUCACUUCAAGACAAACAAGUGUAUAGGGAAGUACUGUCUAAUGAAGGUCAAGCGCAAGUGCAACCACAUAAAACUUGGUGGGAAAGAAUGUACGGAAGCACGAAACUAGGUGAAAGAAUGAGAGAGGAAGGAAAAAAGAAAUAAACAAUUAUAAAGAGCUUUUGUACAUUUAACAUUCUUAAGUGUUCAGUUGGAUGCUGCAUUUUCUGUAUACUGACUCUCAUAGUUUCGCUCAACUUCAUUUGAAUAUACUUGAAUAUAUGUUGCGAAUGUUGCAUGAUGAAUUGCUUGUCAGAAUAGACAAACCGCUCUGGAAACGAGGCUAGUUAGUUUUUAAUAGGAUACGCACAAUUUCAUUGUUAUCUUUUUGGAUUGUUUUCGUUACUCGUAAAUGUAAAUGUAAAAAUUAAAAUGACCACAAUUUUCUGUUCAA